UCCCUCCCUCUUUCUCAAUCAAGAAUCUCGAUAGGUUUUCUUGAAGAACAAUUAAUUGCAGGUGACUUAAGAUGGACAGAUAUUGUGAAUUCUGUGUGAAUUUAAGAUCAGUUGUUUACUGUAAGGCGGAUGCAGCCUAUCUUUGUCUUCCAUGUGAUACUAAGGUUCACUCAGCCAAUCCUCUCUCGAACCGCCAUCAUCGGACCCUCAUUUGUGAGUCUUGCAGACGUCGCCCAACCUAUGUCCGAUGUUAUGAUCAUCACAAGUUCAUGUGUCGCGGUUGUGACCUCACCCAACACGAUGCUAAUUCUUCUCAGCAUCGAAAAAGAGUAAUGAUCAAUGGUUACGUUGGCAGCCCAUCGGCUCAAGAUUUAGGGAUAUUGUGGGGUUUUGACUUGAAUCGGUUUCUUGAUGAUAGAAGUGUUCUUAAUAACCAUAGAUUUGGUUCGAAUUCAAGUUCCUCCGCAAACACAAGUGUUGUCGGUUUAGAGUCCGGGACGUUGGGGUCAAUCGAUGAACACAUUAAGGAAGUUUGUGGCGGUAUACAAGAGUUCGUUGUUCUUCAACAACUUGUUGAUUUGUUAAAGGUUCAGACGUCCGAUAUUGAUCAUAUUUCAGCGGUUACACGUCGCCAAGAUCACAAGCCGGAGACCGAUGUCCAUCGGUUUUCUCAACAAUUCUUGCUCGGAGGGGGGAGUCCCCGUCACCACGAGAUCGGUCUGGAUCCGUGUUCAUCGCCAUUCACACAAUUGGACCAUUUAGAAUCUUCUGAAACCGAAGAAACUGGCCUCCAUGGAGACUCAUUUUGGCAAUGCAAAAGUCCAGUUCCAAGCAGCCAGUUAUGGUCUCAAAAUAUGCAAGAUCUUGGUGUAUGUGAAGAACCAGCAUGCUUGGAUGAUUUGAACAUACCCGAUAUCGAUCUCACAUUCCGGAACUUCGAAGAACUCUUCCGAACCGAUCAAGAUCCCACCAGUAUCUGUCAGGAUACAUCGACGGCGUCUUCUUUUACUAUCACGGAGUCAUCUCCAAAGAAAGCAAGUUACGCUUCCGAAAUCGUGUCAUUCUCUCACUCGAGACUCAAUGCGGAAAGCAGCGGUACCAUGUGCCGCGACAGUGGUAUUCCGCCUUCGUGUGGAUCAACCGAGCACCAUGAAUCUGCGAAAUCGAAAAGAAAGAAGAAUGUUGAGAUGAAGGAUUCGAAACAAGGCCAAUGUGGUUACAAAAAGGCUCGAUCAUAUACACGAAAACGAACGAAAUCCCAGGGUUGGAAGUUCAAAAGCCAUGAAUCUGGGACAAGAAGCUGCUGAAAAUUCCUUCAUUUAAUUCAUUGUUAAUUGUUGUAGAUCAUAGUCAACUCGUACGCCAAGAACACGGCAACAACUUAUUCAUGUUAUGAUAGAUUCAGACCUUCCUGUCUUGAUCGACUGAAAGAUGCCGAAAACCCAUUGAGACAGUAAGGUCUGUUGGUUAGGAUAUAUGCCGACACUUUCUGAGCA
Molecule: messenger RNA, 1496 nt
Organism: Cynara cardunculus var. scolymus (artichoke)
Lineage: Eukaryota; Viridiplantae; Streptophyta; Magnoliopsida; Asterales; Asteraceae
Product: putative zinc finger protein At1g68190
Exons: 6
Coding region: 72-1307 (411 amino acids)
Molecular function (GO): zinc ion binding
Source: RefSeq, a predicted model, not a curated record